AUGAUAUAUGAUAGAGAAAUAGAUAUUUUAUUAGCUUUUGAUAUAGAAGGUAAUAUACUUAUAUUGAAAUUUAAAAGUCUUACAUUAGUUAAAAAAGUUCCUUCAAUAACUAAAACAUAAAUAUUAAAUCCUUAUUUAGAUAUAAGUAAAAAUUUGAUAAUUGGAUUUUCAUCAGAUAAAGUAAUAUCUCUUGAUUAUAAUUCUUUGUUAAUUGACCAGUAUAAUGCUUAUGUAUAUAAAUAAACUUCAAUAAGCACUUUUUAUUUUGAAGAAGAAAAAAAUAAUAUUUACUUUUUAAGAAAUGAUGGAUAUUUAUAUUUAUGGGAUAUGUAAUAGCUAUAAUUCGAAUACCUAACUUAUUUACCGAAUAUUUAUACUGUCAAUUCUAAGCUAUACUAUUUUUAAAAUUAGCAGUUGCUAUUAAUUAUAACAACUAUUAAAACUUUAGUAUAUAAUAUAAAAUUGAAAACACUUACCAAUACUUAUAUGUAAGGCUGCCAAUCGUCUAGCUAAAUUUCUUAAUUUAUUAUCUGCGCUUAAGGUUUUUAAAUUUAAAUGAUAUCAAUAAAUACAGAAAAUAAAUUAGAUUUUAUUGAUAUAAAUUAAGGUAAACUUUUUAUUUUUUCUAAAGUUUUCAAAAUAAAUUUUUAAUUAGUAUUUAAAGCAAUCAUUAAAAUAUUUAAUUUUUUUGAAUAAAAAAUUUUUUUAUUAAUUAGUCUGAAUAAAACUUUUCUUUUUAAUAAAUAUAUAGGUAAAACAUCACAUAAUUUUAUAGCAAUUCAGGGCUCUAAUCAAUAAAUAGUUGCAUACUAUCGCUCAAAAGAAAAUAGCUUAAUUAUUUACAAUCCAAACACAUAAAAAGAGAUACAAAACUAUUAAAAUUAUCACUAAAGUAAUAUAAAAGCUUUAAUUAUCAAAAAAUAAUAUGUUUUAACAUUUGAGCUAGCAGGAAUACUUAAAAUAGCAUUCGGUAACUCAUUUUAGUAUAUUUAUUAAUUAGAUCAGUUCAAAAACACUUAAAUAGAUAAUUUAGAAAGUUUUUCUAAUGACAUAUUUUAUAUAAAAACAAAUUAAUAAAUUUUUCCUUAUAAAAUAUCAUUUAUAGAUGAUAAAAUAAAAAUAAUAAAUGCUAGUCCUGUUAAUAUUAAUUGCAAGGCAUCAAGUAUUAAAUUUUCUAAUAAUGGUAGUGAUUUACUUGUAGUAUUAUGCUCAAAUGACUUAAUUUAUACAUUUUUAGUUAUAGAUUAAGAAACAAAGUUUGCUUUUAAGUAAGUAUAAUAAUUUAGAAAACUAAUGCUGCAAGACUCAUUUAUAUAGUCUUUAUUUUUUAUUGAUUAACACAUGCUAGCUUUGGAAUAUUAAAAUCGUUAAAUAAUUAUUUUCUUGAAUGAUGACUAUACGAUAAAAAAGAUUGGUAAAAAUGAAGUCAUUGAAUAGGAAGAUUUUAAUAUCAUUAAAAUUAAGUAUAAAAAUAACAAUUUACACUCAUUAAUAUAUUAUGAUGUUAAAGGAAUCAAAAAUAUAGUUUUUCCUCUUUUAGCAUAAGCAAAAAAUUAUUCGUAGUAUAGUUCUUGCUAGUAUGUUAACUAAUUUAGAACACCAACAUAAAUAAAUAAUAUGUUUAAGUCAAUUUAGGACUCUUAUGAUUUCUUUAAAUGUUACUUAGUUAUUCUAAAUUUUAAUAUCACUCUGAAUUUAUAAGAAUAAUCUUAUUUUAAUUCUGGUAUAGAAUUCUCAUAUUAGGGCAUUACUAAUUUAACUAUAAGAGGUUAAGUAGAUAGUCAAGGGUAAUUUCAAUCAAUAGCAUCAUUAUCCAAAGAUUUUAUCAAAUAAGGAAGUAAAUAUAAUCAACUGGCGUUUUAUAAUUUAAAAAUAGAAAAUAUUUAAAACAAUUCUGAUGAAUAUUUUACCUUUGAAAAUUUUUAAAAUUUAAUUAUGCAAAACAUUUAUUUUGAUAAUUAUUAGGCAAUAAAACUUUUUAAAAUUUCGUUUGUCUAAAUUUACCGCUUAAUUUUAAAAGAUUGGAAAAUAUUAAACUAAGAGAUAGAUCUAUAAAAUACUAGUUAUUUGGAGUUUGUAAAUAAUUAUGAAUUGUAAAUAGAAAAUAUGCUGAUUUAAAAGUGCACAAUAUCAGGAUAAAUAGAAGAAAGUUUAUUUGAAAUUAUUAAUUCAAAUAAUAUAAUAAUUUAAAACUUAACAUUAGAUUCUAAUAAUAUAUUGAAAAGUAAGUUCUUUAAGGUAACUUAUGCAUAUAAUGUUUUAAUGAAUAAAGUAUUGAUCUAAAAUAAUGUUAAAUAGUAACUUAAGAAAAAAAAUUAAAUUUAGAUAUACAUCUAAUCAGUUUUUGAAAUCCAACAUGUUAGAACAACAAGAAUAGAAAAUGGUUUUUUUAUUAGCAAUAAAGAUGUUUAAUUUAUUGACUAUCAUAACACUAUUAGUUAUACUGAUAGAAAUUAAAACGAGAUAAUAAGUAAACAAAAAGAUGAUUAAAUAAUAAUCAAUAAGUUUGAUUUUAUUGACAAUACAUCAUAAAAUCCAAUAGUUUAGAUAUAAUCUUAGUCAAUUCUAUUCGAAGAAGUUUAAAUUCUUUAAAAUAAGAUGUAAUAAUGCUUAUUUUUAGAUUUAAGACACUCUAUAGCAGUUUUUAAAAACAUUACAGUAAGUGAAAACAGCAGUAAAAAUAAUUUGUUACUGAUUUAAGAUAGUUAAAUAACAAUUUAAUUUUCUAAAUUUUUAAGUAAUAAACAAAAUCAUAGCUUAUUAUAAGUAAUAUCAUCAAAUAUUACUUAAAUCAAUUCUGAAUUUAUAUAAAAUGUUUCAAAAGAGGAUGGUGGAGCAUUCAACAUAUAAAAUACUGAAAAUGAAACUGUUGAAUUUAGAAAUAAUAUUUUCAAGCUAAAUAAGGCUAAAGGAUCAGGAGGUGCUAUUUACUCAAUUUGUUAUUAAUUUGUACUAGAAAGUAACACAUUUCAAGGGAAUCAAGCUGGAAUAGGAGGUGCUAUUAGAUAUCAAAAAUACAUACCUACUUAUAUAUAAUAAAGAGAUGAAAUAAAAUAAUAAAAUCCGUAAAAAUAAGUUGAUAGUUGUGGUACCUAUUCAAAUAAUAUUUGUGAAAACAACAAAGGUUUGGUUUUUGGUAUGAAUAUAGGCUCUUAUCCUAGGGAUGCCUUAAUAGUAUACAUGGGUAAAAAAUUUAAGUUAAGUUAGAAAAAUAUAAUUUUUGAAGGAGUAAGAAGUGGAUAAAGCGAUGAAAGCUUCACAAUUUAACUAUUAGAUGAAAAUGAAAUGAUAAUACACUUUCCAGACUGUUUUACAGCGUUUUCAAAAAAUUUAGAGGAUGAACUUCUUUUUUACAAAGCAGAAUUCUUUUUAGAUAAUAAAGCUGAAAGACUUUAAGACUAAGAUAUUAAAAUAGAAGGAUCCACUAUUAAAGAAUACCAGAAAGAAGGAUUCAAUUUCAACCAGCUUUUCUUAUAUGGAAUACCUAAUUACUAAUCUUUCAUGUUCUUAAAAACAAACUCAAUAUAUGCUGUUUAAAAUAACUUAGUUAAUACUUCUGAGCUUUAAAUAUUUUAACUGUAAUUAAAUUUUAGGGAAUGUUUACCUGGAGAAGUAAUAAAUUAAAUUUGUGUUGAUUGUCGUAUUUAUGAAUGUAAAUAAUGCUUAGAAGGAACAUAUUCAUUAGCAAAGCCAAAUAUAAACGAUGAGUAAAUGAAAUAAUGUAAGAAAUGCUCUAGUUAAAAUACCGAGAAUUGCCAACUUAAUUAAAUUAAGCUAAAGAAAGGUUUUUGGAGAGAAAGCCAAGACUCUGACAUUAUUGUAGAAUGCUCAAAUAAUCCCUAGAACUGUGCUGGGAAACCAGAAAAAGGAUAUUGCGUUGAAGGCUUAAUAGGUCCGCUGUGCGAGACAUGUGAUAUCAGAGGAGAAACUUGGGGAAUGCCUUAUGGCAAGUCAUAUUUUAAUUAGUACAAAUGUAGUCCAUGCAAAAAUUAAUCUUACUUAAUAUUCUAAAUAGCUUUUGCGAUUCUAUUUAUUAUUUAUACCACUUACACUAUUAUACAAGUGAUAAAUUAGUCUAAUUUAAGAAUUAUUUGCUACUUUAUUAGAAAAACUGGUUUACUCAAAUUGGGAAGAACUGCUAUAAUAGGUUAAAAUACCCUUUAUUUCAAGUUGCUUAUCCAUCAACUGCAGCUAUUAUUAAACCUAAAACCAUUUAAAUUAAAUAUAUAACCUCUAUUUAGCUACAGCGAAACUAUUAGUGUUCCAGUCAUUGCCAAUAUCGAUAGCAUAGAUUGCUUUUUAUAUGCUUUUAAUAAGCAUAUCCCUCAUUAUGUUAUUAAAUUUGGCUGGUGCUUAAUCUAUUUAAUUUUAAUUUUUAUAAUAUCUGUAGCAUUUUAUAGGCUAUUUGUAUUCUACUAAUGGAAAAAAUUUAUUCCAGGUUUAACAUUUUUAGUUUUAGUUUGGCCAGUAACAUUAAUAUGGAAACUUCAUUCAAAUAAAGAAAAACUAGAAAGUUCUUACUCCAUGAUUAAAAAACUUGGUUUUUUGUAUUUUGGAUAUAAACAAAAAUACUACUUUUGGGAAUUUGUAAAAAUGUAUCAAAGAAUUUUGAUCAUUUUUGUAGUGAACUACAAUGCUACUUCUGAAAGUAUUUUAGGACUUCUCAUUCUAUUGAUUACUUUUUCUUAUAGCACAUUAUUUAAUUACAUUGAACCAUAUAGAGAUAAUACUAUGAAUAAGAUUGAAAAAAUAUCUUCUACUUUAAUAUCUCUAAUCUUUUUAUUAGCUAACAUAGCAAAAAAUGUGAAUUCUGUUAAUUUAUAUAUAACAGUUUUAGUAAUGUACUCUUGCAUUAUUUUAUUAGUGCUUCAUCUGCUGGGUUCAAUAUUAAGUAACCUUUUUUCUUCUAACUCUAAUUAGAUUAUACAAAAUGGAUUUAUGAAACGUAAACAUCUAUAAAAUCAAAGCAUAAAAAAUAACCUCAAUGUUACGAACACUGUACAAAGUUUCUUCAAAAUCAAAUAGCCGUUUAAAAGCAAUGAUUAAGUAGACACUUAUAAAUAAUUAUAAAUAACAAAAAAGCAAGGAGAUGCAAUAAAAGAUUUGACUUCAUCUAUAGAAAAUGAUUUUGAUUUUAAUUUGCAAGUAAAGGAAUCUAAUUCAGCUGAAAUCAAAAAUAAAAAUAAUUAAUUAUGUAAUAGAGUUAUUGAUUCUAGGAUGGGUCCAAACUCAAAGCUAAAUAAGAAACCAAGUAUUCCUUAACUAUUUUUAGACUCAAGUUAAAUAUUUCAUCUGACUAAAGAAAUAACUUAGUUUAAUUCACAUAGAUUUACAGAAUCUUAAAACAUGAUUUGA
Molecule: messenger RNA, 5355 nt
Organism: Tetrahymena thermophila SB210
Lineage: Eukaryota; Ciliophora; Oligohymenophorea; Hymenostomatida; Tetrahymenidae
Product: transmembrane protein, putative
Exons: 12
Molecular function (GO): protein binding
Source: RefSeq, a predicted model, not a curated record